Messenger RNA from Nomia melanderi (Alkali bee), 4373 nucleotides. It is a transcript of the gene ckn, whose product is annotated as CRK like proto-oncogene, adaptor protein. Gene Ontology annotation, molecular function: protein phosphatase binding; signaling adaptor activity. NCBI's taxonomy places the organism in Eukaryota, Metazoa, Arthropoda, Insecta, Hymenoptera, Halictidae. Gene Ontology annotation, cellular component: focal adhesion; axon. Gene Ontology annotation, biological process: cell surface receptor protein tyrosine phosphatase signaling pathway; axonogenesis. The record is from RefSeq and is a predicted model, not a curated record.
GGAGUAAUCGUUGUAUUAUUUUGUUAUUGCUUUGGGAUUGUUCGCGUGACUAUUGGGAUCUGGCAUUCCACUGUUGCAGAGAAUUCUGUGUACCACUGUAUGGAAUAGUAAUGAUAAUCUUAUCAGUCCUUUGUUGCGCGUACCAGCCAGUGCUGGUUAACUGACGUGCAACCGUCGAGUCUCAUGCUGCCUUUGAAUUUUUUUUGAGUUUUCUACUGUGGGAUGAGCUGUCGAUUAUGCGGGUGAAUCGUUGAGUAAUGUUGAUGGUUGUAACAGUAUUAUAAUUUGUAGGUAAUAUAGAAUUGUUAUGCUACGGUAACAAUAAAUCGAUGCAGUGAUCGCUCUGCAGUGUGCACGUGAAGUGUAUGGUGUUUUGAUUGUACUAUAUAUUUCAUUUGUCGGAGUAAGUUUGUUUUAUUUGAGAGAGACAGAUUCAAGGAUAUCUAGAAGUGAUAGGAUUAUGUAACAUUUCACACAUCCUUGUGUCGUGUUCGGUGUUCCAUUGAUAGAAGUCAAGUUGGCGGCAUGAACCGGCCGUCCAAAGCAGUGACACAGGCGAAGAAAGUGGCACCGCCGGCUGUGCCAGACGUGUUUCGGCAUUCCGGAUCCUCUUUUGGUUCCGCUGGUUACGCGAGCAGCGAGGAUAGCUGCUUCCUUGCCGGAAGCGGUCCGGGCAACACGGACGAUGGUUCCUACGGGAUGCCGUCUGGAAAGAGUCCCGGCCCGAUUUUUACUCAUCCAGGAUUCGCUUUCCCACCGGUGGUCGGGAAGUACGCCCACGCCGAGGAUCAAGGAAUCGACAUGACUCAGAGCCCCGGCAGAGACAGUCCAGGCAGUUCAGGAUCAGGUUCUGGUUCCAGGCAUUCCACAGCUUCAUUGGACUCUGGCAGAGCUUCCGGAUAUCACCUGGGUCCUAGAGGACCCGGUGCUCUCGCUUCGUCACCCAGAUGUUCAAUAAGCUCACUGGGCAGUCAUCCGGACAGACCGGCGGAUCUCGACGUCGUUCAUGCUUGGCUGACUGAACUUCAAUUCGAGGAAUACUUCCCUUUGUUUGCUUCAGCUGGUUAUGAUCUUGCUACUAUCACGCGUAUGACACCGGAGGACUUAACAGCUAUAGGAAUUAAAAAGCCGAAUCACAGAAAGCGGCUGAAGGCAGAGAUAGAUAAUUUAAACAUCGGAGACGGCUUGCCAGAACACAUCCCCGGUUCUCUGGAAGAAUGGCUCAGACUUCUACGGCUGGAGGAGUAUCUCGGCGCUCUCCAUCAACAGGGUAUGCGUUCGGUCGAGGAUGUAACGACCCUCACUUGGGAGGAUCUCGAGGACAUCGGCAUUGUGCGGCUGGGCCAUCAAAAGAAGUUACUGUUAGCUAUUAAAAGAGUCAAAGAUAUUCGCGCUGGUAAACGUAUACAGCCGCUCGAUCUUGCCCGGUUACCACCGCAUCCUGGACAGACACAGGACGUUGUUAUUCAACGGGCAGGUCCAGAUCUACCCUCCCCAGACGAGGAUUGCUCAUCGCCUGUCCUGAGGUCUUUCCAAAGGGGAGGAAGCGACACAACGUCCAGCGCCGCAUGGAGAAGUAUGUACGCCGCUCUGCCAACUGAUUACAAUAUUGUCGGGCGAACCAGUUCGCGAGGAAAGUCCCUGGAAAGCUUAGAGGACGCACCGCUCGGGUAUCCUCCGUCCCCGGCGCCUUCCACACACCCGCAACCCAUCGAAUGGCGUCAACGCAGCUUCGAAGACGGCGAUCUGACUCCCACAAACGACAACUCGAUCGUCGAAGCCGGCGGUGGAACACUUCCACGGCCGAGACAUUGCCUUGUUCGUCCCAGACCCGUAGCUAAAGUCGCCGCAACUCCAGGGCAGUUCAAAUCAUUGCCGCGGGAUUUCGACAACAAGUACCAGUUGACGUACGGACUGGAGAGCAGUCCGCAUCUGCCGAAACGCUGCCCGCCGUCGCCGCCGAGGCGCCAGAGUUCCAGAGAGAACAGUUCGUCCGUGGUCGGCGUCGGCGGAUCGGGAGUCGGCGAUGUCGUGAUAGAUUGCAGCGGACCGGUGCCGACCGCGUCCUGCGAGGAUCCCCACAUGCAUCAUCAUCAACAUCAUCACUUGCUGCAUCAUCCAUCACCGCCGCCACCCGCGCCUGCAGCGGCGCCGUCGACCCCGCCGCAGAUGAAUCGGCCGCCUUCCUCCAUGUCUCGCUCAUGGGGAAGCGUCAGCGCUAAUGUGAACGAGGAACAUGAAUUAAUAGCUUCUCUUGCUUUGCAACACCGUAAUGGCUCUGACGCCAGCUUUAAGUCAAGCUCCAGCACAGAAUCAGACUCGCUGCCUUUCGCGAACGAAAACGCCGGGACGAUAAAGCAGAGGUCCGCGCGAGCCCAGGAGUACGCGAGCAACAAUUCCAGCAACAAUAUCCAGAGCCACAUGAUCAGCCAUCAUUCCAGUAGCACCGAACCGGCGGACGUGUUGAACGACAUUGGAAAUAUGCUUGCCAACCUGACGGACGAACUUGAUGCCAUGCUCGAGGAAGAGAAACGCCAGGGCCUGAACUCGUAAUCAUCAUUGUCAUCGUGUUGUUCCCCUCGACAUUGUCUCCUUUCAGUCGCGUCGACGAACGUCACUGCUUCUGCUGCGAACGCGGCCCAUAGAAACAUAUAUAUAUAUCUCUCUCGGUACGGCGCAUAUAGUAGCUGACGAGCAAAAAGACGGUUCGCAAACGUGAGAACAGAAGAAAGGAUUGACGCGUGCGAGCUCGAGUUUCGAAUCUUUCGACAACUUUGCAACGAUUCAUUAGAAAAAAGAAAGCGCAUAACCUGACGCUGGACAAAUUCUACCAUCAGACACACACCACCACUUUCCAUUGCAUUAAUCUGCAAACACACGUUACACUACACGGAAAUCAACAUUCUGUUCUGAUUGCGUUGAAUCGGUUCCAACGCGGUGGAUCGCGCACUUCCACGUCGUUACGACGCGCGUUGAUUUCUAUCGAUGUUUUUCCAGUUUUAUUCUCUUUCUUUAUUUUAUGUUACAUAGAGCAAAGCUUAUUUUUCUAUCGACAUAUUACGAACUUUCUCAUGAAGUUUCCAGAGACUCGAAUAUUGCACAAUCUUUGUGGUUUUAUUUGUUUCAUGUACUUAUCGCUUUACGUUACUCUGUAUCUUUGUUCUCGUUUUCGUUUCCCUUUUCGGAGCUGAACGCUUUGCCAGUAUCGCGACAGACAUCUCGAGAAACUCCGUAUAAUUUUACUGAUAAAGAAUUAUUCCACGGACGAAAAAAUCUGUCUAGAUCGAAGUUAACUCUAGACGUUUAACGAAUAAGUAUGGGUAAUACUUACGCCUUAUAAAGAAUAACUAACAAGGGACAUAAGUGUAGUUUAGUUUGAUACACUAAGAGUACACUUUACACUUACACGGCACAAAGACUGAUAUUUCUCUGGAAAUUUCAUUACUAUAAAAAACAUGUAUACAUUCCAGCUAGUAUAUUUCCUUUUCCACUUCCGUCCUUUUGCUAAAACGAUAGCAUGUUAGAUUGGGACCUUCAUAAACUGUUGGACUGUUAGACAUUUUUGAGAUUAGUACGAUACAAAGGAGUCGGAUUCCAUAUACCUUUUUCUGAAACGAUGCAAUUCUUCCAGUACCGUUCAAUGGAGAAUAUAUUAUACCGAGUCGAGUUGUUUUCCGAUAAACGAAAGCAUUAUUAAUAACUUCGCCUAUAUUAUGGUACAAUUUCUAUAAGAGUGUAUGAUAGUUUAUACAAAAAUAAAAGCAGAAGAAGAAGAAGAAGAAGAAGAAGAAGAAGAAGAUAAUGAAUGAAGAAGAUGAAGAUGAAGAUGAAGAAGAUGAAUGAAGAUGAAGAAGAAGAUGGAGAAGAAAGAAUUGACAUCUUCCAUUAUUUGAAAACUUGAAAACACCGUUCUCCUCGCAACGACCGAGAAACGAGAGCAACAUAGACGUUCGACUGCCAAUUUGAAUUUUAAGAUGAUACAGUUUAAAUAUACAGAAUCAUAUGCGCUGUAUGCCAAUUAACAUUUUAUAUUUAUUAUUAUCCGUACUAAUAUAGUGAUGUAUGUAAACUCACUAUUGUUAUAUGGUGCACGUGGAAUACUUGUUAUAGUUUCCAUACACGUGAAAUCAAAGUAAUCAUAGUAGUGGAAUACUGUCGAUACAAAGUGUUCAGGUGCCCCCACCCCCACCCGCCCCUACCGUCUCCAAGAUAUGAUGCUGAUUAUGUACCGAGACCAUGUGCAUAUACAAAUCUCAAAGCAUGCAAACUUAUUAUAACAGUUUGUACAACAAUGCACGCGCGUUCGAUUAUAUAUACAUUUAUAUAUGAUGAAUUCGAUUGGACACCGAAUAUAAAUCAAUCCUUGACGUUCC